This is a messenger RNA of Penicillium longicatenatum, 726 nucleotides long. Its product is annotated as YoaK family protein. The transcript is spliced from 2 exons. Lineage: Eukaryota; Fungi; Ascomycota; Eurotiomycetes; Eurotiales; Aspergillaceae. The coding region runs from base 1 to 726 and encodes 241 amino acids. The record is from RefSeq and is a predicted model, not a curated record.
AUGCGCAGGAAAUGGAUGGAGACCGUCGACACAACAUUUGCAGACCGGAUAUGUCUACUUCUCUGCCUGAACACCGGACUAUGUGAUAGCUGCGCUUUCAAUGCAUGGUCGUGUUUCCUUGCAAUGCAAACAGGAAACACCAUCGUGCUCGGACUAGGAGCCUCCUCGCAACCACUCGGAGCGCCUAAUGGAUGGGCUCGAUCACUCGUCUCGAUCGCUGGUUUUCUCGUUGGCGCUAUCACCUUUGCCCGAUGCACAAAAGCGCUUGGAGCCCGUCGUCGUGGCACGCUAUUCCUCUCAUUUGCCUUCCAGGCCUUAUUGAUCGUCAUUGCCGCCAUCCUCCUUCAAACGGAUGCUAUUCAACACCAGAAUGGGCGAACAAUUACCUUGGAGAAGCCCCUUAUGUGCCUAAUUCCUAUUGCGCUGCUAGCGUUCCAAUCUGCCGGUUCUAUUAAUUCUACUCGUAUGCUUGGAUUCAAUGAGAUCCCUGGAGUGGUUUUGACCAGUGUCUACUACGAUAUCGCCUCCGACCCUGGUCUAUUCGAGGGCUUCAAUCGCAACGCGAAGCGCAAUCGACGGUUGGGUGGGGUUGUGAUGCUCCUUAUUGGGGCCAUUGUGGGAGGAUGGCUGAGCCGCACUCAUGGAGGCAUGGCGUGUGUUUUAUGGGUCGCCGCUGCCCUGAAAUUCGGAGUAGGAGUCGGGUGGUUAUUCUGGACCCCGGCUUGA